Cordyceps fumosorosea ARSEF 2679 is the source of this 447-nucleotide messenger RNA. RefSeq names its product Ankyrin repeat-containing domain protein. The transcript has 2 exons. The record is from RefSeq and is a predicted model, not a curated record. The coding region runs from base 1 to 447 and encodes 148 amino acids. Lineage: Eukaryota; Fungi; Ascomycota; Sordariomycetes; Hypocreales; Cordycipitaceae. Gene Ontology annotation, molecular function: protein binding. Gene Ontology annotation, cellular component: cytoplasm; nucleus.
AUGGCCUAUGCUGCUGCCGCAGGCGAUGUCUCCAUCAUUCGCCAGCUGUUGUUGGUCGGUGCGGAGUCUGACACGCCGAACCUGGAUUUCGCUACACCAUUGCAUCUUGCAGCGCAGCAUGCCAAUACCGAGGCCCUCCAUAUUCUGAUUGAUGGAGGUGCAGAUGUUAAUUCUCGGGAUCGAACGUCAGAGACCCCGUUGCAUAAGGCAUCGUAUGCCGGCAGCAGCGCCUGCGUGCGAGCGCUCUUAGACCACGGUGCCGAUUGCAAUGCAGGUACCCAGUCGGGCAUGACUGCACUGAUGUACGCCGCUAUGCAACGAGAUCUUGGCGUUGCGCAGGAACUCUUAGAGCGCGGGGCUGACGCGAGCAAGACGAGCCACGACGGGCUUACAGCCUAUACCUACGCGGCUAUGUUGGUCGGUCCUCCGCCCGCCAUCAUCGCGUGA